GCCCGUCCCCGAUUUCAAAGCGUCCGUAACCGCGGCGCGAGGUUAGGUUAGGUCAGCCGGGACGAUUCAGCGCUGCUGAAUCAGCAGCCGUCGGUCCGCGAGCAACAGCGAGCAACGCACGCCGUCGUCGGUGGCCGACGGCCACGUCGCGCUCUCGCUAUCGCCGUCGCGGGACGCAGUCGUCGGGCGAUUGUCGAGGACGUCGGUGAGCGAGAAACGUUCGCUGUCGCUGUGUUUUCGCCCGCGCCUUCAUCGCGUCUCCCGCGGCAACCUUCAGCGCGUCUCCUGCGGCAACCUUCAACGCGUCUCCUGCGGGGCAACCUUUAUUACAAGCCGAGAUGGACGCCUGGGAAAUAAUCGAUUUCGCGUCGCUUGAUACGGACACUCAGGAGCUGAUAAGAGAGAGCGUGACCGCUCGCGAGAAGUCAUACUCGCCGUACAGCAAAUUCAAGGUCGGUGCCGCGGUGCGAUGCGCCGAUGGCAGCAUCUCGCGGGGCUGCAACGUGGAGAACGCGUCCUUCCCGGCGGGCGUGUGCGCCGAGGUCGCGGCGAUUGCGCGGGCUAUAUCCGAGGGUAAGCAGAAGUUCACGGCGCUGGCUGUGGUGGCCGAUCAGGAGGGCACGACGUUCACCACGCCGUGCGGGGUGUGCAGGCAGUUCAUCUCCGAAUUCAGCAAUGACCUGGCCAUCUACCUGACGAGAUCCGACAUGAAGAAAGUUCUACGGACUAGGAUGAACGAACUGUUGCCGCUCCCGUUCCACACGAACGACGCGGAGACUUCGUAAUUUCAUCCUCGCACUGUCGGAGGCGACGCUCGAAUAAAGCUAAGACUCCAUAGAUGCGUUGAGUCGUGGCAACGUGUGCGGCAAUGCGAAUCAGAAAUUUGGCGCAAACUUCCAGCGUUGAAAUUAAAGUCCUUUAAUUUAUUGCCGCGGUUCAACGCGUUUAUGGAGUUUAAUACGCGGGGGCUACAACGAAAAGCGGUCAACUUUUCUAUGUGUGUACUUAAUUACAGUAUUCAUCCUGAACGUAAAUCUCGUUACAUGUUAUACGAUUCGGCAUAUCAGAACGUGUCUUUAUUUCUACGAAAUUGAAAUCGACGUAUUAUUUACAAUGAUGUGACACAGAUGGGUAUAGAUUAGUUAUUGUUCAAAGUGAUCGCAAUUACACUGAAAGGAUUCUUUUACUGCAAUCUUUUAUCUUAAAAAAAAUUUGGAUUUUUAUACACGAGAUACUAUCGUUUAUCAUAUUAACGAAACGUUUUUAAUGUACGCGAUACGCCAGCAUACAUUUUGUUUGUUGUAACUUGUUACUUCAUUACAUACAAAUAAUACAAUAACAGAUUAUAUGUGUGUAUGUAUAAAUAUAUAUGUAUAUAUGUAUAUAUACACACACGUAUAUAUACAUUAUAUGAGAUUACCUUAAAAUCGUAAACAUAAUUUGAUAAAAUGAUAAAUGCAAAAGCGAUUGCACACGUAUGAGACCUUGAUUCAUCCUUUAUAAGAAGAUUCGAUCUCUUGUUUACCAAAACGGACACCUGUAAUAAAAUGCGGCAAUCAGAUUGAUGUCUACAUUUUUAACCAUAAUUUAUAUACCAUUGUUUCUUAUAAAAUUAGAGUAAUCUCUAAGCAAGUUGUUUGUACAUCUAUAUAUAAUAAAAGAUGGAUAUGUUGUAAAUGACCAAAAUAAAUAACUGAUGUUCUCGAAA
This is a messenger RNA of Vollenhovia emeryi, 1708 nucleotides long. RefSeq names its product cytidine deaminase-like. Gene Ontology annotation, molecular function: zinc ion binding; cytidine deaminase activity. The transcript has 2 exons. Gene Ontology annotation, cellular component: cytosol. The coding region runs from base 339 to 785 and encodes 148 amino acids. Lineage: Eukaryota; Metazoa; Arthropoda; Insecta; Hymenoptera; Formicidae. The record is from RefSeq and is a predicted model, not a curated record.